AUGGCCAUUCCGGCUCCCAUCCCUCCUCAGACCAACCAGGCUCCCGGUGGCAGUGCCAGUGGCAGUCUUUACGUUGGUGACCUCGACCCCUCCGUCACUGAGGCUCAGUUGUUCGACAUGUUCAACGCUCUCGGCCCGGUCGCUUCCAUCCGUGUCUGCCGCGAUGCCGUGACCCGUCGUUCCCUCGGAUACGCCUACGUCAACUUCCACGCCGCUCCCGAUGCUGAGCGUGCCAUCGACACUCUUAACUACGUCCCCUUGAAGGAGCGUCCCAUGCGCAUCAUGUGGUCCCAGCGUGACCCUGCUUCCCGCAAGGCCGGUGCUGGCAACAUCUUCAUUAAGAACCUCGACCCCUUGAUCGACACCAGGGCUCUUCACGAGACCUUUGCCGCCUUCGGCCCCAUUCUUAGCUGCAAGGUCGCCAUGGACGGCGAGCACUCCAAGGGUUACGGUUUCGUCCACUUCGAGGAGGGCGAGUCUGCCGAGCAGGCCAUCAAGCACGUCAACGGAAUGUUGCUCAACGAUCGCAAAGUGUUCGUUGGUCACCAUGUCCCCAAGAAGGAGCGUUUGAGCAAGAUGGAGGAGAUGAGGUCCAAGUUCACCAACGUGUACGUCAAGAACUUGGACGAGGCCGUCACCGAUGAGGAGUUCCGCGCCAUGUUCGAGAAGUUCGGUGAGGUCACCUCGGCGUCCGUCUCUCGCGACCAGGACGGCAAGUCCCGUGGAUUCGGGUUCGUCAACUUCUCUGGCCACGAGGAAGCCCGCGUCGCGGUGGAGGAAAUGCACGAGAAGGAAAUCAACGGCAAGCAGCUGUACGUCUCCCGUGCUCAGAAGAAGUCUGAGCGUGAGGAGGAGCUCCGCCGCCAGUACGAGCGCAUCCGCGAGGAGAAGCUCAACAAGUACCAGGGUGUCAACCUUUACGUCAAGAACCUUGACGACAGCAUUGAUGACGAGAAGCUCAGGCAGGAGUUUGCCGUCUACGGAGUCAUCACUUCCGCCAAGGUUAUGCGUGACGAAAAGACCGGAUCCUCCAAGGGCUUCGGAUUCGUCUGCUUCUCCUCGCCCGAGGAGGCCACCAAGGCCGUGACAGACAUGAACGGCCGUAUGAUCGCUUCCAAGCCCAUCUACGUCGCUCUUCACCAGCGCAAGGAGGUCCGCCGUCAGCAGCUCUCCGCUCAGAUGCAACAGCGCAAUCAGAUCCGCAUGCAGCAGCAAGUCGGUGGCAUGCCCGGUCCCUACCCCGGUGCUCCUGUCUUCUACCCUCCCGCCGGCAUGCCUCCCCAGGGUCAGCGCGGUGGUAUGUUCUACCCUCAGCAGAUGGUCCCUCGCCCCCGCUGGGCCCCUAACGGCGGUCCCCAGGGCCCCGCUCAGCCCGGCCAGCCUCCUCUUCCCGCUGGUGUGUACCCUCCCCAAGCCGGUGGUCAGAUGCCUCCUCAGUUCGGCGGUGUCCCCCCCAUGGGAGUUCGCCCCCCUCGUCAGCAGCGCGGUCAGCAGCAGCCUGGAGGCCGUGGUCAGCCCCUGCCUCCACAGCAACCCGGUCAGCCUGGUCAGCCCGGCAUGAUGCCACCUAACGUCGGCCGUGGAGGUGCUCGUCCUGGACAGUACAAGUACACCCCCAACGCCCGCAAUGCGCCCAUCCCCGGCCAACCUGGCAUGCCCGGCCCUACCACCGGCCCCAAGCAGCCGUUGAGCAGCAAGAUCCUGGCCGACAUGACCCCGGAGCAGCAGAAGCGCCUCCUCGGCGAGAACCUGUUCCCGUUGAUCCAGGAGAUGACCCCUCACGCCGCCAAGGUGACUGGAAUGUUGCUCGAGAUGGACCAGUCUGAGCUCUUGCACUUGCUCGAGGACACCAAGGCCCUUCAGGUCAAGGUUAACGAGGCCGUUGAAGUUCUUAACGAGCACAUGGACAAGGCGGGCGCCCCCGAAGACGGUGAACAGCAGUAG
Molecule: messenger RNA, 1944 nt
Organism: Fimicolochytrium jonesii
Lineage: Eukaryota; Fungi; Chytridiomycota; Chytridiomycetes; Spizellomycetales; Powellomycetaceae
Exons: 3
Coding region: 1-1944 (647 amino acids)
Cellular component (GO): ribonucleoprotein complex
Molecular function (GO): RNA binding
Source: RefSeq, a predicted model, not a curated record